Messenger RNA from Nasonia vitripennis (jewel wasp), 466 nucleotides. Its product is annotated as venom protein Y. The record is from RefSeq and is marked validated. The coding region runs from base 31 to 342 and encodes 103 amino acids. Lineage: Eukaryota; Metazoa; Arthropoda; Insecta; Hymenoptera; Pteromalidae. The transcript is spliced from 3 exons.
GUAAGAUAGUGCCUUUAUCAUUUAUCCAAAAUGAAAGCCUUUACCGUGCUACUGGCUUUUGCAGUCAUUUUCGUUAUUCUAUUCGAAGAGGCUACAGCAACUGUACCUUUCCAACUAGCUACGAAUGAUAAAUCGCGAUGCAAUACUCCGUUUGGUCAAUUAAGUCAUCGUAAACGUAGCAUUAUGUUCAAUGGCGGUUCAAACAGCAAAGUUUUUUACAAGUUUAUAGAAAACACAAACUCUUGCGUACCAUUCUACGGUCAAGAGUUGCCGCCAUUUUAUGGAUUUCGAACUGAAGCAGAAUGUGACUUGCAUUGCAGGAAUAUAUAUCACAGCCAGUAAUUAAAUGACUGGAAAUAUCUUAAAACUUCUGUUACCAUCAUUUUCAGGAAGAAGAAGAUGCGAAAAAGACUAUAAAAUGUAUAAAAUAUUCACUGACCAAUAAAUACUAUAUAUACUCAAAGAA